Molecule: messenger RNA, 1377 nt
Organism: Sycon ciliatum
Lineage: Eukaryota; Metazoa; Porifera; Calcarea; Leucosolenida; Sycettidae
Product: U2 small nuclear ribonucleoprotein A'-like
Exons: 9
Coding region: 138-920 (260 amino acids)
Biological process (GO): mRNA splicing, via spliceosome
Cellular component (GO): U2 snRNP
Molecular function (GO): protein binding; U2 snRNA binding
Source: RefSeq, a predicted model, not a curated record
UCUCUGAAAAAUGAUUAUGAGAUUCGGAAAAGUACUUCGCAAUUAGGACAAUUGCUGAAGUAGUUAGUAAAUGAGUGUUCGGAGGAGUUUUAUGGCUCAGGUUUGGAUUUGAAAGACUCUUGCGACUCUUUGAAGCAAUGGUCAAGCUCACUGCUGAUCUGGUGGCUUCGUCCGCACAGUUCGUGAAUGCUCUCGGAGAUCGUGAAAUUGACCUGCGAGGCAACAAGAUUCCCGUGAUUGAGAAUUUGGGAGCUACCUUGGAUCAGUUCGACACCUACGACCUGUCGGACAACGAGAUUCGAAAAAUAGAUGGAUUCCCACACUUACCUCGGCUGAAGUGCAUCUUGCUAAAUAACAACAGGAUUCUUCGUAUUGCGUCCAACCUUGAACACCACCUGCCGCAUCUUGAGACGCUAAUAUUGACGAAUAACAACCUUCAAGAACUUACUGACCUUGAUCCUUUGCAGACAAUCAAAACAUUAACAACACUAUGUUUACUCAAGAACCCCGUAGCAGCAAAUAGCAGCUACCGCCAGUACGUCAUCAGCCGUCUUCCUCAGCUUCGAGUAUUGGACUUCAGAAAGAUCAAAGAGAAGGAAAGAGAAGAGGCACAAAAGAUGUUUGGAGACUCGCACGCAGCGUCUACAAGCAACACGUUUGAGCCUGGUGAGAAUCUACCAGCAAGAGCGCUUGACCAGGCACCCGCACCAGCUGUACCCCCUCCACCGAACAAAGAUGUUCAAGCCAUUCGGGCUGCCAUUGCUCAGGCGACAUCACUUGAUGAAAUGCAGCGCUUAGAAGCUUUGCUCAAGUCUGGUGGCGUGCCGGGCAAAGGCACUACGCAAAGAUCGGGACGUGGACAGGCCGAAGAGGAGGAAGAUGAAGACAUGGACACGAAUGCGCAUAAUGGAGUAUCAUGAUGUUCUUGUCCACUUCCGUGACUCGAUGUGUGUGUGUGUGUGUGUGUGUGUGUGUGUGAUGUGUGUGCGUGUGGCAGUGUGCUGUUGACUUUUCUUCAAGCCGCAUACUGACGUGUAUGUGCUUUUCCAUUUACGUGUUUUAUUCUCUCCGUGCUGUCAAGUUUCUUUGUCAAUUCUGUUAACUUGCACGACCCACCCUGGCUACUACUGAUCAUUCGGAGAAGCAGUCCACACUCUGGUUUUAAUGCAUUUUUCAUCGCCCUAUGAAAUAGAUAAAUUAGUACAAAAUUUCCAUGACAUGAGUCUAUGCUGUAGCUCAAAUAGGCGCUAUUGAUGCAUCGCCUCAGUUUUGACAUAUGUACAAUAAUUUGAUGUUUGUAUUAUUCAAGUUAGGUUUCAGACUCAAGCUUUAAAAAAAGAAGAAAAACAAUAAUAAAUGAGCAGAGUCUGGGUGCUA